This is a messenger RNA of Prorocentrum cordatum, 942 nucleotides long. The record is from the annotation of a GenBank genome assembly. Lineage: Eukaryota; Dinophyceae; Prorocentrales; Prorocentraceae.
AUGGCCGCGGCGCGCUGCCCAGUCACUGGGAAGUGGGCCGGCGACGUCUCGCGCCCGCCGGGCUCGCUGCCAGAGUGGGCGGCCAGCGCCAAGCAGCGGGGCGCAGGAUACCUGCGAGCGCAAUCGGCGCCGGCAACGACCCAGACUCGCUAUCAGGACGCUUACGAGAAGCUCAUGGGCUUCGCCAGCGAGCACGGUCUCAGCGUCCUGGCAGGGGCCGCGGUCGACGCCAGCCUGGAGGUCCACCUGGAUCACCAGUGGCUCGACGGCAGGGGCAUCUACGACGCCCGGGUCGCCGUGCGCGGCACCGCGCACGUGCAGUGCAGCAACCUGAAGGACCCGACCGCGCUGCAGCUCGCCCGCGCCGCGCUGCGCGGCUGGCAGCAACGCGUGGGGGGCGUUUCGCGAGACCCCAUGCCACAGCAAGCUCUGUUUCUUGCUUGCGACUGGCUCUGCGACACCGGCGACAAGGCCGACCUCAGUGCCGCGCAGGCCCUGAUGACCCAGUUUCACGGGUACUUGCGACCGGGCGAGGUGCGCCCGAUCACCGCGAUCGAUAUCAUGGUGGCCGGGGAGCAGGACGACACUGCGGUCUUCGGGGAUGAUGCCUCCAAGAAGGCCGGCCGCGACCAGGCGGCCGGCCUCCUCGCCAAGCUCAAGGCAGCGAAGCGAGGCAGCUCCGUGCCAUUGUCCGGCCUGACCUUGGCGGAGUAUGAGCGCCGCUGCAAGGCUGCCUUCGAGGCCUGCAGUCUUCGCGCCCUCCGCCUCAUACCGCACAUGGACCGGAUCCAGUCGCGCGGGCACUGGGAGGCCAGGAAAAGCGCCCUUCGUUAUAUGAAGCAAGGCCGUCUCAUGCGACAGAUUGGCAAGCUGACUCCCGCUUACCUGCAGAAGUACAAAUCAGUCUCCACUUCUGUGUGCAGGAAGCUUCUCCGCUUCUGA